Molecule: messenger RNA, 1299 nt
Organism: Xyrauchen texanus (razorback sucker)
Lineage: Eukaryota; Metazoa; Chordata; Actinopteri; Cypriniformes; Catostomidae
Product: endonuclease domain-containing 1 protein-like
Exons: 2
Coding region: 3-887 (294 amino acids)
Molecular function (GO): metal ion binding; nucleic acid binding; hydrolase activity
Source: RefSeq, a predicted model, not a curated record
UCAUGAUGGUUGUGAUCAUCCUCUCUGCGGUCCUGAUGUUGAUCUUUCAAUGCGCCGUCUCUGAUGUCGUAAAAGAUUUUGAUAAAUGCAGCAAUUUCUUCUCAGACAAUCAGCCUCCAGAGAUUCCUGGUGUUCUGGUAGAUUCAAAGUCAGCAGAUCAAAAUCGCUACAAGUUCAUUUGUCAGGGUGCUAAAGACAAGUACACCUUUGCAACGUUUUAUGACACAGAAUCCAGAAUCCCAGUGUUCUCAGCCUACAGAUACAGUGGAAAAGGAAACUUCAACCGGGAUCAAGCAAAGAAACCCUGGUCGACUGAGCCUCAGCUCGACAACAAUAAGCAGGCAGCUGACGAUGACUACAAGAAUAACAAACUGAAUGUGAACCGCGGUCAUUUAUUUCCCGUCUGUCACGCAAAGGAUCUUGACACAGCCAAAUCUACAUUCACCCUCACCAACGCUGUGCCACAGAAAGAGAGUUUUAAUGGCGGCAGCUGGGCUCAUAUGGAAGGAUGUACAAUGGGGCUGAUGGAAACCAACUGCCGCGACAAUAAUGAUCAAGUCUCGGCGUAUGUGCUGACGGGUGCCGUACCUGCAAAAAACCCCUUACCUCAAGAUAUGUUAAAUAAGAGAGUGAAUAUUCCCUCGAUGAUGUGGACGGCGUUCUGCUGCUACAACAAUGAGAAGCAAUCCUGGUUCUCCGCAGCACACUGGGCCAAGAAUGUAGAUGAAGAUGUGAACCAGAAAAUGAUUCUGACAGUGAGUCUGAAGAACUUACAGGAUGAGCUGAAGAAGACUUGGGGAGAAGGACUGAAGCUCUUUAAUAAGUGCGAUGAGAAAAAAUCAUUAAUGUCUUCAAUCUGGUAUUUCAUCAGUCGUGUGACAGGAUGAAUCUGUGCUCACAGAAAUAAGAAAGAUCGGUCAUUCAUGAAGUUCUACCUUCUGCCCUUUAAUUGUUUGUUUAUGAAAUAUUUGAUCUCAUUAAAAAUGAUUCUUUGUCCUGAUCAUCAGGAUGUUUCAUCACUUUCUUGCUUUAUCGCUGCAUUCUCUAGUAAAGAGGCACAUAAGAGGAAAUCAUGUUAUAAUCGCUCUCGUAUCUGCUAAACAAUCUCUAAAGUUUGUAUUGUUGCUUUGAAACUUGCAAUAAAUGAAUGAAAGAUGCGCACUGAUGUGUGAAAGAGUGUUUAUGUGUGUGAAGUGAUGUACAUACUUUUAUAGGGUGACCAUAUUCAGAAUUUAAUAAAUAAAAUAAAAAUGUCCAACAUUCUUUUGAAUGUCCGUGUGUACUAAAAUAAAAUAUUUG